Yamadazyma tenuis ATCC 10573 is the source of this 1396-nucleotide messenger RNA. NCBI's taxonomy places the organism in Eukaryota, Fungi, Ascomycota, Pichiomycetes, Serinales, Debaryomycetaceae. The record is from RefSeq and is a predicted model, not a curated record.
AUAUCCUCACCUCCAAACAAAGGGUUGAGCAUCAUGACUACUAUUAACUGGGGAAUUCUAGGAGCUGGAAACAUUUCUGGCCAAUUCGCCCAUGACCUCGUAUUGAACAACUCUGAAAAGAAGGAAAUUGUGCACAUCAUUGCAUCAAUUGGAUGCUCGUCUACCACAAAAGGAGAAUCUUUUAUCAAAGACAAUAUGAUCAGCAAAGAAAAUAAUGGAGGAAUUGCAGCAGUAGUUCAAAACUAUGAUGAUUUCUAUAAGAACAAAGACAUUGAUGUGGUUUAUAUUGGAACUCCACACAUUUUCCAUAAAGAACAAGUACUUAAGUGUUUGGAAAACGGCUUGCACGUCCUAUGUGAGAAGCCCAUGAACAUCAACGCCAAAGAGUCCAGAGAACUACAAGAGGCUGCCAAGAAGAAUAACUUGUUUUUGAUGGAGGCUGUUUGGACUAGAUUCCUACCAAUUGUCAAUGAUAUCAGACAUAAGGUUUUUGAUCAGAUACUCAUUGGGGAUGUGUACCGGUUAAUGGUUGAUUUCUCGUACGACGCUAAAUUGGAAACAUGCCCACCCGGUUCGAGAAUCAGAGACAAGAACUUGGGUGCCGGUGCCUUGUUAGACAUUGGUAUUUACUGUAUUACCUACGCUAGGCUCUUUUUGGAUCAGAAACUUGGUAAGGAGCACACACCAUUCGAUCUUAAGUCGAUGGUGACUGUGGAUCCUAAGGAUGAGGUUGACUACAACACUUCAAUAUUGAUGAAAUAUUCCACCGGUAAGCAAGCCAUUUUAACUUGCACCAACUAUAUCGACACCCCUAUGCCAUUUGCGAGACUCGAAGGUACGAAAGGGUAUAUCGAACUUUUCGCAGAGAAUCCUGCUAGACUCAGACUGUACAAAGUACACCUCAAAGCUGGUGAAAGUUAUGAAGUUAAAGACGAUCUGGAAUAUUUAGGUUUCAUUUACGAAGCCGACGCGGUUGCAAAAGACAUUAAAGCUGGCAAGACUGAAAACGCAGUCAUGCCAUUUGACGAAACUUUGUUAGUUAUGGACACUAUGGAUCAAGUUAGACUGGAUAACGGGUUCAGCUAUCCAAUGGAUUAGAGAAAGCAGUUUAGUAUCCAAUAGAAUAUUUUUGUAAAAUAAGGGAUGGCGACAAAACAGGCUCACGGUCUUCGCUCUUGUUCAAUCCGUCUGAAGCAUGUAUACCAACAUCAUGACAAACUCUCAGUAAACUUUAAUAUAGGGGUAACCCCUUGGUGGCGAAGGCGGUGGCGACGCACUAGACUUAGUUCAUCCCGAAACCGUUUAAGGAGCAUUAUUUAUGGAGUUGUGAAGAAACAACUGCUGCUUGUAGUAAUCUCCGGGUCUAAAAGUCUGCAUAAUAAGCCCCGGUAUUACU